CAUACCGCCUGUAAUGAAGCCUUACCGCCUUCAAAAAGCAGAAACCCAUCGGCACGUCUGGCUUUUCUAGAUAUAUUCGCAUAAAAACUACAUAUAUUUUCAUAAAAAGCUAUGCGCAUUUCUGGCCAUUCAUCAUCCACAGGCGUCCUCUUUUUAUGUCCCACGUCAUAGCAAUUACGUCAGAAGCGCGGGAAAAAUAACAGGAAGUGGUGUCGUGUUCUCUUGGCUCAUGAGGCUGAUAAACCAUGGCUACUUCAUCAGUAUCAAAGGGUUGCUUUGUCUUCAAGCCAGGUUCUAAGAAGAGAAAGCGUAUUGCAGAUGCAGAAGACUACUUUGUUGACGGAAAUGCUGAUUGUGCAUAUGGCAAAGAACGUUUUAUUACUUGUCAGAGACUUUGGGAGAAGAUUAAAACAGACACAGAGUUAUUGCAGGAUGACCUGAAUAAGAAAAUAUUGGAUAGUCUCUUAGAAUUCAUCAAAAAAUGUAGUUUAAGCUUCCAGUCCAGAGCUGAUGAUUGGGCAUCUCUAAUGAGAGAAAAUGAAAUACCUACAGCUGCCCUGGUGCUUGGUGUGAACGUACCAGAUCAUGAUGUGACAUUUCAGAGCCUAUCUGACCUCUUACAGGAGUCUAUAACCCCCUUUGCUGUUUCUGUACAGGCCCAAGAGUGUGCAGCUCUGAAGAAUCUGAUGCAGAGAGUAUUAGAAAGACUGAUGGGUGCUGGGGUGUCAGUGGAGGAUGAAGAAGAUGACACUAGUAUGUCUUUACCAAAAAAGAGGGUAUCCUGCUCAAUGAGUGCGCUUUGUCAGUGGUAUAAGACAGUAACAAAGAAACAGAGUGUGAAGUCCCCAGGGAAGAAAUGCAGUUCAGUGAACGUCUUCUCAGAGAAUCCACCAAUUUUGGUGAUUUUCAAAGACUUUGAAGCUUUUAAUCCACGUGUUCUUCAGGACUUUAUACUUAUCUGCAGUCGCUACAUCCAGGAGCUUCCACUGAUCUUCAUCUUUGGCAUCGCCACCUCACCCAGCACCAUUCAGCACAUGUUACCACACUCUGUGUCGUCUCUGCUGUGCAUUGAACUUUUUCAAUCACUCUCCUGUACCCAGCACCUUGCAACUGUUAUUGACAAGCUGAUUCUGACCUCACAGUAUCCAUUCAAGCUCAGUGGGAAGGUUCUACAGGUGCUGGUGAGCAUCUUUCUGUACCAUGAUUUCUCAGUCCGCAACUUUGUUAAAGGCCUGCAGUUGGCCCUGUUGGAGCACUACCACUCACAGCCUCUCAGUGUGCUCUGCUGUGAGAAAGAGGAGUUUCUGGCCUAUGCACAGAAGUUGAGCCACCAUGAUGUGGAGAUGGUCCGCCAGCUGCCCUCGUUCAUGAGAUAUGUAGAGGCACAAGAUGCACAGGAACAGGUCCAGCUUCUCACUAGUGAUGAACAUGUUAAGGUGGUGUGUCGGAGGUUACUGAAGGAUCUGAGAAAAUACCAUAAAAAUUACUAUCCCAUCCUCCGCUGUCUGCACACACUGACAUCUUCUCUGCCAAAGUAUCCUCUGGGGAAGCAAAUACGAGAACUGCAUAUAUCCUGCCUUGAGAAGAAUAUAUGGGAGACGAAUGAAUAUGAAUCUGCUAUGCAGCUUCUGAGGUUGCUUGCAAAAGAUGAGCUUGUAGCAACACUGAAAAAGUGUGUGGACAUUCUUAAAUCUGGGAAGACAAAGAAAAUGCGAAGUGCAUUGCAGCAGCUGGAGGACUACGUUGUCAAAUUUGAGCAGUUGGGCAACGUGUCUGUAGAAGAUCUUAAUGAAGAGGAAGUUACUUCACCAGGAAAGGAUCUCCAAAAGAAAACUGAUCUCUUCCAACUUCAAAAAACUCUCUUAGAGAUGAAAGGCAGUAGAAGAUCGAAGAAAAUGAGUCCGUUUGAGCUGCUGAGGAACGAGACACUAGGUGUUAUCGAUGGUCUUGUGAGGAGCCACUUGACACCACCAGAGUUGCAGCCACUACAUGAAGUAUGCUACUACAGCUCUUCUGGGAUACUUCGGCGCCACCUCAAUGCAGCUCCACGUACCUCCAUCCAGACUGCCCUCAGCCACCCUUUCUACUACCUGCAGAAUGUAAGCCUGAAAACAGAUGCAGGAACAGUGUCCAACGCGGCUCCAGAUAUCUGUAUUGCCUACAAGCUCCAUCUGGAGUGUGGGAGGCUCAUCAACUUGUAUGACUGGUUGGAGGCAUAUGCUACAGUAGCCUCCGCUGCAGAGGGCAAGGACCCUGACUCUGAAGAGUAUGGCAAAGUUGAUGAACUCAAGCAUGCCCGUUUCAUCCAAGCGGUGUCUGAGCUGGAGUUCCUGGGAUUUGUGAAAUCAACAAAGCAGAAAACUGACCAUGUGGCACGAUUGACCUGGGGAGGUUGUUAAUGGUGAUCCAUUUUGUUGAUAAUUGUGUAUUUGAAUAAAACUAUUUUUGAUAUGUCUAUUGUCUUUCAUCUUUCAUGUUUUAGAGAAAGAUGAUUAUAUUAAGUGACCAUGACUGAAAUGUUAUUGCACCUGUAUUAAUUCAUUCAAUUUCAGUAACCCCUUUAUCCUGGUCAUAUUGGAUCUGAAGUCUGCCACAGGAAACAUGGCUAAUACACAGAAAUAAUGUAAUGUAAAGUGAAAUUUUUUCAUAGCAGAACUGACUUGCAGAGAUUGUGUGGUUAUCAAUGUGGGUUUCUAAAAUUGUCUCCAUUUCAUGUUUGGGCUGAAAUCUUUACAUUACUGUCUCUACAUAUAGCCACAUAACAGGGCUUGAUAGGAAAAAUAAUUGGGUUUAUUACUAGUUCUUUUUGAUGCAAUAAUUAAACUAAUUCACACAAAACCAGCUACGAAAAAGGUCUGUGUCUGCCUUUGUGAGGCUGAAAACACAGGACUUGUAGAUGGAUAUGUUGUGAUUCUUGAUGAUUAAAGAAAAGUACAAUUCCUGACAUCUGGCAUUCCUAUCAACUCCCUCAUUGCUUGGUCAUGAAUUGCAGACACCAGUUUGGAGUUUGCAUAAUUAUAGUUCCUAUAAAAUCAUGCUUGAUUAAAGUUUUUAGUGCCAUUUGAUCUUUGAUCAGUAGAUUACUGCAUCAGAUAAGUGGCAUGGCAGUACAGCAGCGAGCAGAGCUCUAGGGUCCCUGCUUUGCUUGUGUUCAGGUUACACUCUGUGAGGAGUUUCAUGUUUCACUCCAACCAACAGAUCUGCUGGCUAUGCUAAAUUGACCCUAGCUCUAAUUGAGUGUAAGAAGGUGUGUAUGCAUGAACUGGCAUCUCAUCUGGGGUGUAUUCCCACCUCCUGUCUUGUGUUCUAAACAUGGCUUCACUUUCUCCCUGACUAAAAUAUAGCAGAUGAAUAUCAGACUAGACGACUGAAUCUAAUCUCACCUUGUGAUAAAUCUAGAACCAGACAAAUUAGCUCUCAAAUACGCUAUUUUAAGAGCCUCACUAAAAUAUAUAUAUAUAUCCAACACUCAUAGCUGUGCCCCUCUGAAGACGUGUUUAACUAGUUUAACUCCAAAGUAGCUGCUUUUUAGUCAUGUCUCUGCAUCCCUGUGAGAGUUUGUACCAUUUCACAGUACUAUCAAUCACACACUGAUACUGAUGUUUAGAUACAGCUCCCAUCUCUGUAAACAUGUUUAUUUAAUCAAAAAUAGCAGGACCUCUCAUCACUGUGUAUUGUAUGUUGGUUUCUUUAUCAGUUGUCAGGUAAACAUUCCCAUGAGGGACUAAUUAGGAGAAAAAUGAUCAGAUUUAACAACGAACCUAUUCAGUUGGCCGUACUCAAUCCGGCCAGUUCUAUAUAUUUCAUCUACAGAAGCUGAUAUGGUUCAUUCUGGCUGAAAUUGUUUUAUUACUGUAUUCAGAAUAAAUGUAUAUUCUCAUGCACUUAUGUGCACUGAUAAGCAACAGAUUUCUAGAGAAUCAACAUGGACAAUCCACAUGCUAUUUAAAAGUGCACUACACAAAAGAUUAUGUA
Messenger RNA from Hemibagrus wyckioides, 3975 nucleotides. It is a transcript of the gene orc3, whose product is annotated as origin recognition complex, subunit 3. Bases 246 to 2399 code for a protein of 717 amino acids. Gene Ontology annotation, molecular function: DNA replication origin binding. Lineage: Eukaryota; Metazoa; Chordata; Actinopteri; Siluriformes; Bagridae. The record is from RefSeq and is a predicted model, not a curated record. Gene Ontology annotation, biological process: DNA replication; DNA replication initiation. Gene Ontology annotation, cellular component: nuclear pre-replicative complex; nuclear origin of replication recognition complex; DNA replication preinitiation complex. The transcript has 20 exons.